Molecule: messenger RNA, 2109 nt
Organism: Phycomyces blakesleeanus NRRL 1555(-)
Lineage: Eukaryota; Fungi; Mucoromycota; Mucoromycetes; Mucorales; Phycomycetaceae
Exons: 13
Coding region: 1-2109 (702 amino acids)
Biological process (GO): N-terminal peptidyl-methionine acetylation
Cellular component (GO): cytoplasm; NatA complex
Molecular function (GO): protein-N-terminal amino-acid acetyltransferase activity; protein binding
Source: RefSeq, a predicted model, not a curated record
AUGAACGAAGCAGAGAUUGCCUUGGAAUGUUAUGAAUCCAUUGCGGAAGCCAUGGAAUAUUAUGAGAAUGAGCAUUACUUUGCCGGUCUAGUGCUUAUGAAUACUUUGCUCGAGAAAUACCCAAAACAAGCAGAUGCCCUGUCCUUGAAAGGCUUGUUGAUGUGGAACCUUGGUUAUAAGGAUGAAGGGUAUCAGUUUGCUAGAAAAGGGUUUGAAUAUGAUCCAAAAUCCUCUGCAUGCUGGCGCUCUUAUGGAUAUAUGCUUACUCAAGAUAGUCGAGUGAAAGAGUCCCUCGAAUAUUACAAAAAGGCAGCCGAAUUAAGUGAAUUUACUGACAUUGAGACCACCAACGAGUAUGCCUGUGUUCAAACUCAUUUAAGAAUGUAUUCUGAAGCAUUGGAAACUAGAAAAAAGUUGCUGUAUCAGCUUCAUAAUGAACCAUCCUUUUGGAUCGGUACGGGUGUUUUAUGCUAUUUGCUAGACCAACCGGAAAUAGCUGCCAAGGUUUUCGACUCUUAUUGCGACACAUUGAUGGAAACAUCAUCAGAAUACGAUCAAUCCGAAGUACUUUUAUUUUAUACCGAUAUUCUCGAAAAGCAAGAAAAAUAUCAGGAUGCACUGGAUCAUCUUGAGAAAAUCAAGGAUGUCGUAAAAGAUCAAAGAUCCUGGAAAGAGAAACAAGCUUAUCUAUUAGAAAAAACCGGGAACAUCGAAUUGGCUGAGACAACCUACAGACAAUUGAUAUAUGAAAAUCCAUAUGAUUCUCGAUACAUUAAUAGUCUUUUAGCCGUCAAAGGAUACAACAAAGAUAAUAUGCGUACAUGGGCAAGAAAUCUAUUGUUGAAUCUAAUGAAGUCCUACCCUCGCUCAAAUACAAUAGCCGAUAUAUCAUUGAAUUACGCAACCCCAGAUGAAUUUUCAUUGGAAGUCAAAGACAUCAUCCAAAAGAGUCUUCGUAAAGGUGUUCCUUCCCUCUUUGCGAGAUUAAAGAAAUAUUAUAGAGACACAGAGAAGAAGGAUACAAUUGAAGAAAUAAUGUUAGGGCUUGUGCGUAAACUCGAAAACUCAGGGUCAUUUGAUGGAAAUGCCAAAGACUCAAGAGAACCACCAACUGCAUUAUUAUGGUCGCUUUAUUACAUUGCUCAGCAUUAUGACUUUCUUGGGGAUAGAGAAAAAGCUCUUGAUUACAUCCAAAAGGCCAUCAAUCACACUCCAACUAUUGUUGAGCUAUACAUGACACAAGCAAGGAUAUUAAAGCAUCAAGGCGAUCUUGAGACAGCCGCUAGGGUCAUGAACAGAGCACGUAAAUUGGAUUUACAAGACCGUUUUGUUAAUUCAAAGUGUACAAAAUACAUGAUGCGAGCUGGUUAUAUUGUAAAGGCAAAAGAACUCUUUAAAAUGUUUCUUGGGAAGCGAACAAAUACCAGAAAAAGCCUGCUGGACAUGCAAUGCCAGUGGUUUAUUCUUGAAGAAGGAUUGGCAUAUUUGAAAAAAGAAAACUACGCAAAAGCUAUCGAUCGUUUCUUAACUAUCGACUCAUUUUAUAAUGACUUUAAAGACAACGAGUUUGGAAUUCAUUCAUAUUGUCUACACAAAAAUACCCUUCGAACUUACGUCAAACUACUCAAAUGGGAAGAUACACUCCGAAAACAUCCUUAUUAUAUAAAAGCAGCCAAGGGAGCUAUUAAGGCCUAUCUUGCCCUUGACGCUGCACAAAAACUAGAUGCAACAGAAGAAGGGGCCAACAGAAGAUUAAAUUCCGUACUUCAGGAAGAUGGUGAAUUGUCAGAUACACAAGAUAAAGAGACGAAAUAUGUAGAAACAACAACACCAUUAGAGGACGCCCUCAAAUUUCUUGAACCUUUGCAGCGUGUGGCUCCUGAUCUUUUAGAAACACAUGCCCUUGGGUUUGAAGUCUAUCUAAGGAAAGAGCAGUGGCACUUGUCUCGUAGAUGCUUGAUAGCCAUGGCAGAAAUCAACAAGUCUCACCCAAGCUUCCUAAUUUGUAAAGAAAUGUUUGAAAAGACAGUUUCAUCAAAAUCAAUGGAAGAGAAUGCACUUUUGAAAAAGUUGAAAAAUCUGAAUUUGUUAGACGUUAGCUCCCUAUAA